AUGGCUCUUGGCUCUUUGUACCUCGGGCCUAAGGACUCCGUGGCAAAGGGAGAGGCAUUGUGGCGGCUUGCCCACACCGCUGUGGCUACCUCGUGGCAAUCUUUAAUCACGCAUCGGGGCCCUUAUGACGCCUGCAAAGGCGUUCAGCUUCUGGUCACUGCCCUUCUGGGUCAGAUAUACGGUGCAUUGUCUAAGAACAGAAUCGUCCGCACAACAAGUCAGGUUUUCCGUCCCCUUGGAUUCUUCUGGGCAAGGCAUUGUGGCAUGUUAGACUGCGCGCCUUUCUCAUUAGAGGAUCUUCCUUUCCCAACGGCUUCGAGUACCGAGAAAGACCACAAAUGGCGACUAUGGGCCGCAAGAGAGAUUCAACAACGCGCAUUGCUUGCAUACCACGUACUGGAUGGUCUCGUUGCACAGAUGUCUGGGGACGGUGCAUCCACACGACAUGUCGCCAACCCUCUCAUAUUGCCCAGCAAUGAGGCUGCGUUUGAUGCUGGGAGCCCCGAUGAGUGGCUGGUACACAUGCGUUCUCAACCGACAGAUCAGCCUUCAUUUAGGUUGAUAUUCCGCUCUCUCUUCCCUCCUGUCGGCAGUAUCCGGCCCCUUGACUAUCAGUUAUCAGCUUUUGCAUUGCGGGUUGUCCUUGAAGGGUUGCAGUCACUGGUUUCAGACUCCGAUGACAGUGAAUUGGUCGCCGUUGGUGUCCCCAGCCGCUCUGACGUCAAAAGGGCAUUGACCCAGGUCCAUGAGACUAUUUCUAUGAGCAUCCAUCUCGCAGCUCCGGAAAGGCUUGAGGUUCUCUUACGCUGGCACACAAUCUGCUUGGACACGAUGAUCAACUCGACUGUACUUUGUAGACAUGUUUGCUCCCGCUUCGACGUCGCCCAGCAUGUGUCUGGUGGUUCUCGUAUCAUGAAGGCUGGAUUUGAUAUGGCCAGGUGGGUCAACACGGAAGACGCGCGGCGGGCCUUGCUGCACGCUAUUGCGAUCCAAGACAUUAUCGAGCAAUUGCCUAGAGGCCGGGCUCACGUUAUCCAUAUGCCGAGCUCACUUUUUGCGGCGGCAACUAUUUACGUUGUUUUCUCCCUGGCCGGCGUAACAAAUGUAAAGCUGCCGCGCACAAUCGUUUGGCAAGAUGCAGUGCUUUCUCAAUCUGACCUGAACCCCGGAUGUGAAAGUACAGGAUCGUCGGCGCUAUCCGAGACGCGGCGAUUUAUCGAAGAGGGGAGGACGGAAUCUCUACCGAGUAUGGGUGCAAGCCGGAAUCUGCUCUAUGAGAUGAAUUCCAUGCAGAAGCUGUUCCGCUGCCUCAUAUCACAAUGGGGGAUUGCCCAUGAUAUGGAGGAGAUCGUUGACAAGUGGAUCACUCUGUGCCAUUAG
Messenger RNA from Aspergillus melleus, 1380 nucleotides. RefSeq lists its product as uncharacterized. Bases 1 to 1380 code for a protein of 459 amino acids. NCBI's taxonomy places the organism in Eukaryota, Fungi, Ascomycota, Eurotiomycetes, Eurotiales, Aspergillaceae. Gene Ontology annotation, cellular component: chromatin. Gene Ontology annotation, molecular function: RNA polymerase II cis-regulatory region sequence-specific DNA binding; DNA-binding transcription factor activity, RNA polymerase II-specific. The record is from RefSeq and is a predicted model, not a curated record. The transcript is spliced from 4 exons. Gene Ontology annotation, biological process: regulation of transcription by RNA polymerase II.